Phytomonas sp. Hart1 is the source of this 1569-nucleotide messenger RNA. Lineage: Eukaryota; Euglenozoa; Kinetoplastea; Trypanosomatida; Trypanosomatidae. The record is from the annotation of a GenBank genome assembly.
AUGGCAAAAGUGAAAGAAGCACGGAAUCGGACACUCAAGGCCACCCACACCGAUGUCGCCGAAUGCGAUGAGUCCCUAAAGAUGCGUGUUCUUCCCUCGAAGGCGAGCCUUGGCUCGGAGCUGCUCGCCGACGAGGAGAACACGCAGAGGAGCUUUGCAGACUUGGACCUGUGUGAGGAGCUUUGCGAGGCCUGUACGGAGGCGGAAUGGAAGUACCCAACUCGUAUUCAAACCGCGGUGAUCCCUGUCGUAGCGGAAGGGCGCGAUAUCAUCGGCAUGGCCCAAACCGGCAGUGGGAAGACCGGUGCAUACGUCCUGCCUCUUGUGCAGUGGUUGCUCACGCAGCAGAAAGUGCCUUAUCUUUCAGUUUUAGUGAUGGUUCCCACCCGUGAGCUUGCCCAGCAGGUUACCUCACAGUUUCUUAUGCUGGGCAAAAGCGUGGGCCUGAGGGUUUCGACGUUGGUGGGUGGUGCGGACAUGGUGGACCAAGCCUGUGAGCUCAGUAAACGGCCUCACGUCAUUGUUGGGACUCCAGGUCGUGUGAAGGACCACCUAAGCAACACGAAAGGGUUCAAGUUAGUCAAGCUCCACGCUCUCGUCCUGGAUGAAGCGGAUAAGAUGCUUGACAUGGACUAUGAAAAGGAGAUCGAUGCGAUUUUGGAGUAUUUGCCUAUUGAACGUCAAAGUUUGCUUUUCUCAGCCACGUUGAGCACCAAGAUUGACAGACUUCAAAAGGCUUCUUUGCGCGAUCCGGUAUUGGUCCAAGUGCAUCGAAAAAACACAACAGUCGAAACCCUCAAGCAGUACUACAUUUUUGUUCCCUUUACCCAAAUGCUUCCCUAUCUUCACAUAUACCUUACCAAGGAAACGGGAAAUCACAUCUUGGUCUUUUGUCGAAGUGCGGCUUUGGUGCAUAAAAUUACCCUGACCUUGCGUAUUCUUGGCCACCGCUCUCUGCCCUUAAUGGGCCGCAUGAACCAAACCAACCGCAACAUCGCCCUUUCAAAGUUUAAAGAGGGAAAGGUGCGAAUUUUAGUGUGUACUGACGUCGCCCAACGUGGUUUAGAUAUCCCAAACACGGAUAUUGUGAUUAAUUACUCACUUCCUGAUCGCGUCGAGGAUUACAUUCAUCGUGUGGGCCGUACCGCCCGUGCCGGUGCCGAAGGAAAGGCGGUAAACUUGAUGAGCCAAUACGACAUUGUACUACUGCAAAAGAUUGAGCAGCAGACAGGUGUGAAAUGUGUGGAAUAUACCAUAAAUGAGGCCGUGGUGCAUGGCGCCCUGCAGCGCGUCGAAGAGGCCGAACAGGAGGCGGUGCGCCAGAUGCGGGAUGAGACCAGCGAGGAAAAGCUUGCGAAGGAGUCGAAUCACAUUACAAACGUGCGAAUCGCAAAACGAGAGCGAGGGGAUGACGACAUGGGGUACGAUGAUACCAAACAUGGGAAGUCAGACUUUGGGACGUUGCGCUACCGGCGAGAUAACGAGACGGUUUUCGAGAUAACAAAGAAGGAUCAACACAAGUCUCUUUGGGCAAAGCGACGGGAAGCAAAAAAGGCCAGCAAGAAGUGA